GCGUCCAUCGUUGCAUCAGUUCGUCCUUGACAGUCUCUUUUGUUUUGUGUUCGUAUUCUCUCGCUGUGUUUAAUUCGUUACUUAAUUCGUCGCGGCUACUUGUAUACGUGCGGGCGAGUAGCUACUCGCGUGUGUAUACGCUUAGGACGCGCGGUGAAAUAGACCACAAAUCGGAAGUGAAAAGAAGCCGCGGGUUGUGUCAAUACGACGAUACGCGUCUUGCGCGACGCAAAACAUUGCGACAGCGAUAACUUCGAGCAAAAAGAUACAUAUAUAUAUAUACAUACAUAUAUAUAUAUAUAUAUAUACACACACAUAUAGAUAGAAAGAGAAGAAAACAGAGCGAGAUAAGAAUCGUGAAAGAAUGGCUGAGAUUGACGCGAAAGUGAACAUGUCGCUUGGUAAGUGUGGCCAGUGUUAUUCCCAACAGUCUACUACUAACCACGGUUUUGCCAGUAAGAGAAAAUUCUGGACGAAUUGAGCCCAUACGACCCGCAACCGUUGUCCCCUUAAUUGGCACGACCAACGACAAAAUGGCGUUGUGACGUCGUGCGUACCGUGCCUGCAUGUCUGUACGUAUACGUGCGUGUGAACAUGCGCGCGUAGAGUACCUGCAUUUAUUUUCGCAAUUUUUAAUCUGUCCGCAUGGCGAUUCACUUCGUCGUCGUCCUUCUUCGAAGGUAACCAGAGGGCAAUACGAGUCGAACAACCGUAACUUUUUCCGCAACUUGAGCGUGAUCGAUCAGCACAUUGUGCAAGGGACGAAAUAUUAAUGUUUUUGAUAAUAAAAAAGGAGAAGGUGAAGAAGAGGGGGUGAAAUACGCCUCGAACUGGCUGAUUCGCACGCUGUUUCUCGUUAAUUCGUAAUUACUUCUAAUUGUGCUGCAUUACAUUGUCUAUGAUUACGUCAUGAUUUCCUUGGAGGAGCCAAGAAGAAGAAGGGAUUCGAGUAGGAUGAAUAGAAUACGGGAAGCUAGACAGGAACUAGUCUGAUCAUUCGCGAUGAUUAACAUCUAAUAAUGUUAUUUAUGGGAAUGAAGAAGAACAGAAGUAUCCAUAAAGUUCGCAAGUAAAGUCAACAGACGGCUCGGAUACAGCACGAGGAAGAAGAGAUUCUGUGCGUCACCUUAAAUUUACUGCUAAACAAUUAGGCCCACUGGUGAAUUACACUUAUUACGUCAGCAGGACAGCAACAUCUAAGAAUGAUGAAAAUAUUCAGAAGCACGUCGACGGAAAAUUCAAGAAAAUUACGGAGGAACGAGGCGGGAACUUUCCGUCCGCCGUAGAUAAUUGCACUUUGCAGUAAUGACCUUGCUCUUUCUAUCGCUGUGAGAGAGAAGUUUAACAAAACCUUUGACAAAGCACAGGAGCCGAAAACCGACGAGAGUUUCGAGCACGAGAAUCUACGCAAGAACGUCAUAUCUACUCAUCUUCAUUUACAAGACAGAAAAUUAAAAUCGCCGGGGCAACUUGAGAUACUGAUGGAUGUUGUCAUAAAAUUAUUAUAAAAUAAAUAAUUCACACACACACAGGCAUCCAGACGAUUGGAAGAAACAGUGAAACAUAGCAAGUCGAGAACUUGCACUGGGAAGAUGUUGCACAACCAAGUCAACAAAAUACAAAAAAAAGGUUGAUUUCCAUGCAAGCGGUCGCAUUGAGAUUGCAAAAUUUCGUCUUCACUUCGGCUGAUUCCCCUGCGACAAAGAGAAACGGCGCAUUGUCGCAUUACAAAAUUAGGUCCUCCGACAAUGUGCCAUAUAUCGCCUUCAUCUCACACUGUUUCAUCGUGAGAAACCCGGACGCCGAGGGGAAGGGAAGUUGCCAAACGUGUCCGUCGUCGCACGAACGUGACUCAUCCUCUUCGUGAAAAUCACUCAACGUCGCGCGUGGGAGAUAAACGAGGUUUGCAUAACGUCGCUCGCGUCGGCCCGUAUUUUUACACGACGACGACAACGUCGCUUUUUUUGCCCGGCGAGCGAGCAGGCAACGCAAUUACGCAAAUACGAGAAAUGGGACACCGUCGUUGGCGAUAUGAUUUCCUGUGCAGUAAUAGAAUUUCGCUGUUGAUGCAGUCCGGAUAUCACCACGAGUAAGCGAAUCCUCGACAAGCGGAUCAACCGAGACGCAUGGAUAAGUGGCGAUCAAGCUAGAUUCGAGCUAAAUUAUUUGUGAAUUCAAUCCUGUCUCUUCGACCCGCAGCGAACGCAAGGUUCGAGAUCAAUUCCACUUUCCACAUGUGUUGGCGAAAUAUUUGCUCGCGGUGUCAGAGAAAAUGCAGGUACUCAGUAUGCGGAACGCAAGCUGCAAGCACACCGAUGUCGCCGGCGUCUUCCAGCGGGUAGAUAUCUUCUCAGGGGAGAAACAUACUUGUUCGAGUGUCGAUGUCGUGUACGAUCACGUGUUUCUUCCGAACAGCUUUUGAAGCGCGACUGCGGAGGAGUAAUAACGUAUGAAGAGAAAGCGUCGGUUAUGCGCGAUGAAGAUACGGUUCAUGAGAGAAUGAUAGGAAGCGAACAUUUUCCAAUUUGAGGAGCGAUGUGAUGGCGAAUAAGCCGAAGACGACGUGAUGAUGAUGAUAUAUGAAGCAGCGACAGGCGAUGAACACGAUUAUCGUUGGACAUGUAAAGAAAAAAUCAAUGGACGUUGAGAAUCCCAAAUUCGACCACAGAGAUCAUUGCACGCAUUAAGUCUUUGGAUUGUUAUUCUAUGAAGGCACUUCCUUUCAUUGAAAUCGAAGAUGGAUAUUCGUUUGAUUUCUCAUUCUAAAUCUAUCGCUUUCCGAUUUACUCCAGAUGUUAUCUCAAUUUAAAUGACCAUUAAAAAUAUUAUAUGCAGGGUGAACCCACGCAUCGUGAUCAGCUUAGUUUAUUCUGCUGUCAAUAGACCGCUUGAACAUUUUUUUGCUUGAUAUAACGGUUCAGGGUGAGCUUUGAGAUAACCUUAAGCUCCUUGAGCCACGUUAUACUAGACAAGAGAAUUUUCAAGCGGUCUGUUGACAGCAGAAUAAACUGAGCUGAUCACGUUGCGCGGUUUAUCCUGUGUAUUAUAUCCUUUUUAAUAAUUAUAUGAUGUACUUUUUUAGAUUGAUGAAAGUUCAUUCAAUGUACGCGUAUGUGAUUUAUCUUUUGUGAUCUCAACUUUUUCAGGAUUAAAUUCUUCUCAAUUCAAUCUCUAACAAGCGAUUAUCCAUUAAUUUCGCGUGACGUGUCCCGUUGGUUCUCGUUGUAACAAAUUGAAAGACGUACUCUCGGAUGUAAGAGAAUAUAUCCACGAAGGGAUCGCACAUCCGAUGUACCGCCUACAGGAGAAUUUUUACAGGCGAAACGUCGUUGGGAUCGCAAUAUCACGGACGUACUGAUAUUUUCCACGUCGACCUGUCGAGUAUAACGUGUGAUGAGAUCAUAAAGAUGGAGAAAAAGGAGAAAAAGAAAAAGGCCGGGGCGAUCAGCGGGAAGACCGGCGGCGCCAAGCGCAACCGCGGUAACAGUGCGCGCGGCCGGACCGGAUUUCGAGGAAGAGGAAGCGCGAGAGUCAAGCGCAAUGUCGGAACUGCCGCGAAGAAGCAACAGACUUGGCAGCGCGGUGCGGCGAAUAACAAUAACAUGCGCGGCGGCUUCGCGAAGAAUCGCUACAAGAAGAACCUCGUGAAAUCACGAAGCAAUCUGAGCCUGAAUCAGAAGGUGGGCAACGCAAGAGGAGGUGGUGGCGGUGCUGCGUUCAACGUGCGUCGUGGCAGAGGCGGCAACAGAUUCGGCCUGACGCGCAGCAGGAGCCGCACGAACCUGACGUUCAAUCAGGGCGGCUUCUUCACGAGCAACAAGAACAGCCCGCUGCUGAAGAGGACCAGCAGCCUGCCGAAUCUGCGCGACCCGACCUCGGUGCACAGCCGACUGGGGUAUCAGAGCCCCGCUCAGAUAGCCUACCGCAAUCGUGUGAAGCGAGCGAAGCAGCUGUUGUUGCAGCGGCAGAAUCAGAGAUUGAGCUUGCAGAAUCAAUUCAGAUUGGCACAAACUGAGAAGGUUCUACUUUCGAUGCAACCAAGGACUCUAGAACGAAGGCAACAAAUAUUAACGUCGCAACGUCGCUUCACAACCGGUGGAUUGCGAUCUGACCAGAUUGCUCGUGCACAGAGACGCGCGCAAUACGAACAAAAAAUACAAAGGAUGAAUUCCGCUCUGCUGACUCCCAGUCCAAAUGUCAACUUUAUGUGUACACUAGGAAGUGAGUAUACACCUACGGUGCGUCAACGGCCCUUCAACCUCGCGCAGAAUCGACACACUGCGACUAUCGGUAGUCCACGACAGAUGUCCAGAGGACGAUCGCCAUACAGACAAAGCACACAAGGAUUAAAUAUGGUGGGUCUGUCACCGUUGUUUGGCCGAGCACGCUCGCGAUCAAGAUCGCGAUCUCGCUCGCGUACACACAACACCGCCGCGUCGGAUUCCAGCGGAGAGGUCGACGAUCGCACCUUCAGCGAAGUCAUGUACAGCCUGUCGGGAAAUCUUGGUGUUACCGGGCGAACCCUAAACGAUCGGUUUAGUUUUUAAGGGACAUCCCUGAAAGUUAAAUUUUAAAUUUAUAUUUACCUGGAAAAGAGAGAAAGAGGGGGGGGGGGGGGUUAAGAGAACGGAAANUUAAUUUUUAUGCUUUAACAGACUUAAACGACAAAAACAUUGUGUUCUUUUCCUACAUUACGACGAUGAAAACAUUAAAAUGAAUAAAUCGCUAACAACUAAUACAUUUACAUGAAACGCAUAUUAGCAGAUAUUUUUUUCAUUUUGUUUCUAACGCAUUGCAUAGAUUUAUUUGAGGCUAUCAUCUAUCUCCUUCGCAAUGUUAACGUGUGUGUAAAAUAUUUCUAGAAAGAAUAAGCACAGGAGGUUAUUAUGUAUUUUCGAGAUUCAUGAUGCAUAUUCUAUUUAGUACGCACAUUAUGUGCGAAUACAGCGAUACUCGUGAAAGCCUCAUUUAUAGCAAUUAAGGAGAUAUUGUUUUUAUCUUCUGUGUGCAUUAAUACGAUAAAAUCUUCAGUAUUUUUUAAUUACUGGCUAUAAUGCGAUAUUACAUUUAUCUGCCUAUGACUAUGAAAUAUAGAAGACAAGUAGAGGAGAUAUAAAUUAUUUAAAUAUAGCAAAUCUCAGAGCGAUGAAUUUAUGAAAUUAUGGUAUUUAGUGGAAAAAUAAGCCGCACCUUAAUAAUGUUACACGCGUUGAGCGUGUAAUGAAAUGUGUGUAAAAUGAUACACAUUUGAGAGAGAGACUGCAUAUCUUUCAAGUCUACCUUUGUUCGUUUUAAGAAAUGUACAAAUCUCAACUACUAGUUUUCUUAAUCUCUAUUGAUAAAGACUACGAGUGCAGAUUACAAAUUAUAAUUAUGUUUUAGAUACUAUUGAAAUAAAUGCGAAAUUAGCAUAUAUUUUCGCAUAACACGUAACUAAUACAUGCAACUAACAUCCACCUUAUAUUAGUAGGAAUUGUGGUUUUUUUUUUAUUUAUAGACUAAAAAACUUGAUGCAAUAACAACAAUACGGACUACAGUCAAAUAUGGAGGUUUAAUCAAUUUUUGUUGUGAAUCUUGAUUCAGUUUACUGUUAAGGCUGUCUAUAUUUUGUAGCAUCUAGAUAUACUCGCAUCAAAGCAACCUCGUUGUGUAAUAUAUGAAUGAAAACUUAAGCUCGAAUUUAUAUUGUAUUAUGGUGAUACACAAUGUGCAGCAUGUGUACUCUAUAUAUCUGAGAAAUAAACAAAUAGAUUGCAACCUUCUUUCGCAAUAAACAGUGAAAACACUCA
Molecule: messenger RNA, 5789 nt
Organism: Dinoponera quadriceps
Lineage: Eukaryota; Metazoa; Arthropoda; Insecta; Hymenoptera; Formicidae
Exons: 5
Coding region: 3408-4547 (379 amino acids)
Source: RefSeq, a predicted model, not a curated record